UGUCGACGGUGUCGCACGGCAGUGAACCCGGUGCAAUUUAUUUUUGAACUCAAACCAUGGCGCUGAGAAAUAUCGCUUGAAUUUUUGCCCAUAAGACCGCGUGACUUGUCCGAUUUCAUUUCUUCGGUGAAGAGUUCGAGUGAAUAUGUGCAGGCUUUGAAGGCUUCCGGGGUAAACCGGAUGUUGAGUGUUCGCCAUUCCGUCGACGUUUAAACAGCAAUCACGAAGAGCCAAUGUCCGAUUCGUCCCAAUCUAGAGGUAACCGUUGUCUUCUCAAGCCGUGAGAAGCGUCUUCGUCUCCGGUCCUCAUCUCGCCCCGAAGAUCCUGACCUCCGGUUCUGUUAGGACUGCGUUUUCUCCGGUACCAUUCGGGAAAGAAAGAUCCAAAUUCAACCGCAAAACCGGUGUCUGUCAUUCCACGCCAAAGUGCAGUGCCUGUGGUCUUGAUACUGUCGUCAGUUGGAUAAGGAGACAGAGACUUUUUUGAAUCUUGUGGAUCUUGCCGUGAUCAUUCCACGUCUGAGGGUAAAAUGUUCGUCGAAAAUAAUCGACUGGCCAUCGCUUUUGCACUGGUGGUUUGCUUGCUGGCAGCGUUAUUGCAGUUAUCGGACUGCCGGCCGCACAUUCGUCAUCACCGAGGCGAUUCUCGGUGCAGACGUUGCGAGCCAGGAUGGGGGAUGACGUCGCGAUGCUCGAAGGGCCGAGACACGGAAUGUGGAAAAUGCACGAAGGGCACUUACAGCCCUCACCACAGCGUCCACCCCUGCUGGAUAUGCUCGAGAUGCGGUCCAGGACUCUACGAGGCUCAUCCUUGCACGAGCCGCGCCGACACGGUCUGCGACUCUUGUCACCGGGGCCCGGACGAGGCCUCGGAGAACCCCGACUUCCGCCGGAAGUGCAAGGGCCUCAACUUCUUCCUGGCUCCCGAGGACGCCGCCAACACCGGGGAACAGAGCGUCCUGGUUAACGAGCCCGAGGAGAGGUUCGACAUGGAUGGCAGGGAAAUUAUACUCCGAGAGGACGUCGAGGCUGCCGCCGGUGCUCAAUUGCGGAAUAUCAAUUAUUGACGG
This is a messenger RNA of Neodiprion virginianus, 1070 nucleotides long. Its product is annotated as tumor necrosis factor receptor superfamily member 4-like. Gene Ontology annotation, molecular function: protein binding; tumor necrosis factor receptor activity. Gene Ontology annotation, biological process: inflammatory response. Bases 531 to 1067 code for a protein of 178 amino acids. The record is from RefSeq and is a predicted model, not a curated record. NCBI's taxonomy places the organism in Eukaryota, Metazoa, Arthropoda, Insecta, Hymenoptera, Diprionidae. The transcript is spliced from 2 exons.